GCAAAAUGGCGUCUCGAACUGGUGGUAAUGUUCGAACUGCUAUUAAGGCCUGUGCACAACGUUUAAGCUACAGAGAAGCAAAGAAAGAACAGCAAGAGGCUAUUAUAAAGUUUGUAGUUGAAGGUCAAGAUGUUUUUGUCUGCCUCCCAACUGGAUUUGGCAAAUCUAUGUGCUUUUUAUGUAUACCAGUCCUAGUGGACAUCAUAACUGGAAAAAGUUCAGCCUGGUCAGUGAUUGUGAUAGUUAGCCCUCUGGUAGCUCUCAUGAAUGAUCAGGUAACAACUCUUAAUAAGAAGGGCCUCAAUGCAGUCAGUAUUGUAGCUGAUAACACUCAUCAUAGUGGUGAUGAUCAGUCUGCAGUUGUGAGGGGAGAUUUUCAGUACAUUUUCACCACACCAGAAAUCCUUCUAUGCAGUAAAGAUUGGAUAAAUGUUUUCCAGAGUCCGUCAUUUGUUGAAAGAUUGGUAGGUGUUAUCAUAGAUGAAGCACAUUGUGUUAAAAAAUGGGGCAGCGACUUUCGUAAGGAGUACAGCAAGUUAGGUGAACUUCGUGGAUUUUUUCCUCCUAAAGUCCACAUCAUGGCUCUUACUGCAACAGCUUCUGCAGCAUCUCGAAAAGAGAUUAUUAAGGUGCUUGGUAUGCUGAAACCUCAUAUGAUAAUCCGAUGUCCUAAUAAGCCAAAUAUUAAAUUAGUUGUUGAGGAGAUGAGGGAUGAUGGCCUUGAUGAGGUAAUGAAACCAUUGGUUGAAGAACUGAAGCGUAAGAGAACUGAUAUGGACAAGACGAUAAUAUUUUGCCGUAGCUAUAAAGAUUGUGCGUCUUUGUACUUUUACUGUAAGGAUGAACUUAAGGACAGUUUUACUGACCCCCCAGGCUAUCCUAAUGUAUCCAAGUUUAGAAUGGUUGACAUGUUUUCAGCCUGCAACUCAUCAGUUAUAAAGAAUCAGAUUGUGGCAAGUUUCUCAUCUCCUAAUAGUCGCUUACGAAUUGUAAUUGCCACUGUUGCCUUUGGUAUGGGCAUUGAUUGUCCGAAUAUAAGGCAAGUAAUUCACUGGAGUCCACCUUCAGAUAUCGAAGCAUAUAUACAAGAGAUUGGUCGUGCUGGGAGAGAUGGUAAAAUGGCCUAUGCAACACUAUUAUACUCCAAGAAGAAUAUUUCUUUACCCUUUAUGGACAGUUCAAUGGUUGUGUAUUGUCGUAAUAACAACACUUGCAGGAGAGAUCUACUUUUCAGAGACUUUGAUUAUACUAGAGAUGAGGAUAUUACUGGCUGUAACUGUUGUGAUCUCUGUACCAUGAUAUGUGAAUGUUCACAUUGUUCUAUUUUUGAUUGAUUACAGUAUUUAAUAUCAUGUUGCAGAUUACAUGUGCAUAUUAUGUUUAUAAUUAUUAUUAUUUUUUUUAUUUAUCCAUUCAUCAAUCAUCAUCCGACUUUCUCUCUUCAUUCCUUAGUUCCUUUCUCGAUGUAAUUUAUUGUUAGUAAUCAAGAUCAUUAUAAUAAUUAUACAAUAAAUUUAAUCAUGUGAUUAUAAAUAAAUAUUUUUAUAAAUCAAAAAUUUUUAGAACUAUUAACAUUAGCGAUGCAAAAGUUUAUAUAGUUGAUCCUUUAACCAGAUUAUUAUGUCUUCAUUUUUAAUACUCCCCACUCUGUUGCUCUUAAAUGAUUUUACUUCACUAUGUUUCCUAUUAGGCCUGUUUUCAAACACAUCAGCUUUUCUUAACUCCUCUAAAACAGAGUUUAAAUCACGAACAGAUGAACGAGAUGUGUGCCACCCUGACUCUAUUUGUAUGCCUGUUGUGAGGUCAUAGUUGUUUCUGAUUUCAAUCAGUUGUCGUAAGCAUAAUCCCACACGUUUAAUUGUAUUCUCUGCCACAUU
Amphimedon queenslandica is the source of this 1877-nucleotide messenger RNA. Its product is annotated as ATP-dependent DNA helicase Q-like SIM. Gene Ontology annotation, biological process: double-strand break repair via homologous recombination. Gene Ontology annotation, cellular component: chromosome; cytoplasm; nucleus. Lineage: Eukaryota; Metazoa; Porifera; Demospongiae; Haplosclerida; Niphatidae. The transcript has 2 exons. The record is from RefSeq and is a predicted model, not a curated record. Bases 6 to 1334 code for a protein of 442 amino acids. Gene Ontology annotation, molecular function: ATP binding; four-way junction helicase activity; 3'-5' DNA helicase activity.